Molecule: messenger RNA, 822 nt
Organism: Penicillium mononematosum
Lineage: Eukaryota; Fungi; Ascomycota; Eurotiomycetes; Eurotiales; Aspergillaceae
Exons: 3
Coding region: 1-822 (273 amino acids)
Molecular function (GO): dioxygenase activity
Source: RefSeq, a predicted model, not a curated record
AUGCUGGCGAAAGAUUGCCUUCCACUUAUCGAUCUGACUAGAAAGCAAACCUCUUCUACUAUCUCUAGUACACAAGCAGCUUUACGCCAAUUUGGCGCUUUUCGCGUUGUGGCCCCUCACCUCACUCGAAAUCUUGUACAGAGUGUUUUCCAAAAUGCUCGUGAAUUCUUUAAUCUACCAAUCGAAGUGAAAGAGAAAACGAAUGGUUACUCGGGCUUCGACACAGAACUCAUUCGUGGGAAAACAGCCAUUCCUAAAGAAACCGUUUGCUAUAAAAAGAGCGCGGAGAACUAUCACACUCAUUCUCCCCCUUCAGGAUUUCAAUCUUCUGUGGAGGAGUUACAGCGUGAGUGGGCCAAUAUGCGAAGUCCGCUAUUCGAGACAUUGUCUACUAUACUAGACUCGACCGAGCCCUUGGUAGGCACACCAUCUCUCGACUAUGAAUCUCUAGGUGUCAACUUUUAUGACUCUGAUAAACUGGGUUCCGAUAGAGUCUAUUUCAGUCCAGCUCAUAUGGACAGUAGCAUAGUGACAAUUUUGAUCCGGGCCACAGAAGAACGUGAUGGGCUGGAAAUCGCCGAUCUUAGCACAACGGAUAAGCUUGAUAGCGAGAGUAUAGGACUGGCUGCCUCCUUCAUUUCUGUCCCAGCAAUGCCUGAUGAAGUUAUCGUACUAGCAGGAACUCGUCUGCAGCGGCUUCUCGGCAAAAGCAAAGUACGUGCAUGUGUGCACAGAGUUCGCAGCCCGACGCAUACAAGCAAUAGGUGUAUUUCAAACGAGAGGCUGAGUCUUGCAAUUUUCUGCGGAUCUCCUAUGAAAUAA